This is a messenger RNA of Glossina fuscipes, 4404 nucleotides long. RefSeq names its product tudor domain-containing protein 7A (gene tapas). The transcript is spliced from 11 exons. Bases 264 to 3881 code for a protein of 1205 amino acids. The record is from RefSeq and is a predicted model, not a curated record. Gene Ontology annotation, biological process: spermatogenesis. Lineage: Eukaryota; Metazoa; Arthropoda; Insecta; Diptera; Glossinidae.
AAAAGAUUUUUUUUUUAUUAGGAAAAAAUUACCAAUAGUGUUGUGGCUUUCUUAUCGGGCAAAUAUUGUGUAUAUACGAUUUAUUUUGCGAUUCGUAGUUUCAGUUCAACUAUACAUGCAUAAGCAUACAAAACUUUAAGCUAUUGAAAUCAGAUAGCAGCAGGCGAAAUUUUUGCUGCCUCAUUUUGCCCCCUUUUUGUGACAGAGUACGCGAUUUCUUGUGUACUUUUGGUUUUGCCUGCAGGCAUAUAACAUCGAAAACGAUGUCCUGUGGAAAUAGUAAUGGUAAGAGACCUGAACUGAAGCAUAUUGCUUCAAUUGUGCGCGCUUUAAUUAAUUCGCGUAAACCACCCUGUUUCCUCCGCGACAUACUUAAAGAUUAUCCUGACGUUGAAAGCACCUCUCUACCAUACCGCAGUUUGGGCUAUAAAACUGCCAAAGAACUUUUAGCGGAAACAGGCGAAUUUAUAUUUACUGACUAUAGGAAUGGUGAUACUGUCGUUACAGUAAAAUAUAAUGAUAAAUCUGCUCAUAUUGCCGCCUUAGUUAGGGGGCAAAAAAGUGCUAAAUCUUCACGUGUCGCCGCGGUAAAGUCUAUGCGUCAGCCAAAUCGAAACGUUUCAUAUAUUGGUGGUACGAUGGGAGGUGGAUUUGGUGACCGUAAUAAUAACAGCUCGCAUCAUAUCAACCAAUAUAAUCAGCAUUCAAAUACGCCAUCUCGAAAAUCAUCGAAUCAUUCUAUGCAAAACUCAAAAUCAAUUGGUCAUGCUUCUAAUCAAUCAAAAGAUUUGCGAGAGAGACUUAAUUCGAAGCGCCAAGCACAAGUGUCCCCUAUAAACGCGCAACAAACGGAAAAACGUUUAGAGGAAUCGAAGCUAAAUGCUCUUAGGCCCAUAUUAGGGGCGGCUACAAAGCCUGCUCAAAAGGGCCAAAAUAUAAAAACGCCUGAAAAAUUAUUUCACCCAGGACAAAGUCAGUCUCAACAAUUGCCUAAAGUAGAACUUCAGAAACCAUUUAAAGAAAUCACUGGUCAAAACACUAAACAGGAAGUGCAAAAGCUGAUUCAAAAAUCUACUGCAAAUUAUACUGUACAAGAGCUACCUAGAAAAGAACCAAAAAAGGUGGUGGAAAAGCCGGCUACGCAAGACGCCCUUAAACCUGCGAUGCGGCAAGGGACUCCGAGCAAUGGAAUUUUAAGUGAAAGUAAAGAUCUAGACUUACUCGACAAUCAACAUUCAACAAAUGCAAUAAUCCCGAAGGAACAACCAAAUCACUUGGUGCAAACUGCUAGAACUUUGCAAGAUCGCCUUAAAUGCCAUUAUCAGCCAGAAUUAGCGCCUUUUCAACAAACUGCUAAGUACAAUGUGAAAAUGGAAGCUAUUAAUGAACUGGCACAAUAUUGCGUCGGAUAUGGUUAUUCCCAACCUAUAUAUAAGGUCAUCAAAAGCAAGCUUCCGAAACUCUCGUAUUCGUGUCAAGUGCAUAUAAAUGAUUCAAUAUUCUCAACGUAUCCCCUUCAAUAUGAAAAUGAAUACUUAGCUCAGGAAGCCUGCGCUAAAAUAGUUCUAGAAAAGUUUAAAGCUCAAGACCAUAAAAAACCGCUGCCAACCUGCUCUUUUACGGAUACGGAGCUGAUAAACAAACUCUAUAUAGAAUUGCUGGAUCGUCAUAGCGGUAUUUUCGUAAAAAAUCUACCUGAGUGGUUUGAGUCGACAUUUCAUCAAUCAUUACCCGAAAAUUGGUGGACUUUAAUGCAAACAUCAAGUAAAUUUUAUACGGAAAUGGAAUAUCAAAAUGCAUUGAUUGUCUAUGCCAAAAAGGAAGAUAAAUCAACAGAUCUCCAUCAGUUCAACAAUUGCAAAGCAAGCGAUAUCGAUGUAUCCACUGUGUUAGAACUGAAAGCCAUUAGCCUACCUUGGUCUGAAGACUAUUGGAAUAUAUUUAUCACACAUUGCGCAUCAACCAUCGAAGUAUGGGGUCGUUUGUUUGGUAAUGAGUAUAACGUUCGCUUUGGCGCACUUAUGAAUGAAAUCGAAGAUUAUAUGGUCGGGCGCAAAGAACGCCCGGCAUCAGUAGUGCGUGAGCGUAUCUAUUUGAUUUCCAUAAACGAUUGUUGGCAUCGUGUGAGAGUUGAAGAUUUGGAUAAGAACAAGGGUACUGCUCUAUGCUUCUUUGUCGAUUUCGGAGAUAUUGAUUGGUUACCCGUGGAUCAACUAUACAUUUGUGAAGCUAACUUCUUAUCUUUGCCCGCCCAGGCGGUACCGUUUUCCUUAUGUGGCUUAGAAGACUUUGAGCAAAAUCCCUUUGCAUGCAAGCACUUGGAUGAGCUUUUGCCUACUAAAUCUGUAGUCGGAAAGAUAUUCACCAAAGAAGGAGAAUUCAACGCGGCCAAUUUAAAAUCGUGCAGUAAAAUACAAGUCGUAAUAUUUGAUACCUCCACCCAAGACGAUAUCAACCUAAAUCAUCUUCUGUUGGAUAACAUUUGCAAUAAUACGCCAGCACCUGAAAUAAGAAAACAUACGGUAAACAAUGUCUUAGUAACGUCUGUCUCCGAUAACGGCGACAUAUACGUGCAAUUAAGAAGUCCAGAAAUGAAAUAUCUACAGAAACUUUUGCAACAAAUUGUGGCAUCAAAAUUCAAACGAGAACAACACAAGGUGACUGUAGACGAUCUGAAACGUUCAAAUCUGCUUCUAAUUUGUGAAGAAAAUGACGACAGCAGCGGGGAUGGAAAUAUGAAAUGGUAUCGCGGUGCUCUGAUUGAUUCCACGCAUUGCCCUCCAGAUGAUGGUUAUUACAACGUUUGUUAUGUUGAUUAUGGUAUAGUGCGUCGCACAAAUAUGUCAAAAAUAUUUUUGCUAGAAAGCUUAAGUGUAGCCUUAAGCAAGUUCCCAGCACAAGCUAUUAAAGUAAGGUUGCACAAUAUACCAACUAUAGCAAAUAAAAUAGUAGCACGCAUACGUGGACUAUUGCCGAUCAAUUGUGAAGCCCUGGUAAAAUUGGCCGUACCCGGUGCUACGCCAUUGGUUACGAUAUAUACUCGUUUGGAGGCUUCUGGAACAUUGUGUACCGUUAAUGAUGCCAUACGUAUUGAACACGAACUGGAAGGUUGCUCUGGUGACAUUAAUGAUUCAAAUAAUGCGGUGAAUUCUCCAAAAGGUCAGAGAGGAGAGAAAACGGGCUCACUUUCAAGAUUGAGUGGCACAAUAAAUGCCGCAAACUUAAGUACUGGUUCAAGCUCGCCUCAGAAAUUAGGCACACUACCGAAGCUACUUGAUUACGAACCUAUGCCAAAAGCCAAUGAAUACUUUGAGGUACGCGUUACCUUAUCAGCGAAUCCUUCCAAUUUUACGAUUCAGCCAUACAAAGACUAUCCACGUUUGAAACAAUUGAUGAAAGAAUUGCAAGAGUUUUGUGAUACUAAUGAUGAACUAAUAGCCACUGAUAUGGUAGAAAUAGGUCAAGCCUAUGCUGCCAAAAAUCCCGAUGGUUUUUAUCAUCGAGCUACCGUUGUGAAAAAGCACAGCGAUAUGAUCCAUGUAUCAUUCUGUGAUUUCGGUGAUGAAACUAUUCUAACCAGUAGCCAAUUGAAAAUUUUACCUCUGAAAUUUCGCCAAUUGCCGAAAAUGGCUAUACAAGCUAAACUUUACGGUAUCAAAGCUAUUAGCGACGAUUGGACUUUGGAUGAUUGUUUGUUUUUUCGCAAAAUUACCGUAGGUCAAACAUUUAUUGCUUCCAUUAAACAUAUAUCUCAUGAUAAAUCUAGCGGUACGCCAAACACCUCAAUACUCGAAUUGGAGCUGAUUGAUGUGUCGACUGACGAAGAUGUUUACACUCAUGAACUGCUAUUGGCCGAAAAGCGCGCUAUACGGGACCGUUAAUUGCACGAUUCUCAACGAAUUUAAUUUACUUUCUAACCUUUUUUUUUUUUAUUUGAAAUUUUUAUUAAAAAGCUUAAGAUGUUUUUUAAAAUCUUACCUUACUUAUCGUUACAAAAACCAAAUCUAUGUAUUCAAUACAUUCCGUAACUAUCAUUUUCAUGUAAAAACAUGCUUUCGAAAAAGUCGUUUUUUCACAAACUUUCAUAUUAUUUUAAUAUACUCACCAUUUGACGAACAGUAUGUCUGCUGUUAAAUGUUUUUAAGCGACACUGUGCAAAUGAAUGAGCGAAUGUCGAAGAAACUGUUGAAAAUGAAAACUUGAGAAAAGAUCUUGUCGAUCACUUACGAAUUGCAUCAAUUUGAAAAAAGUUUUUAAAACGACUAAUCAGCUUGUUCAGAGAGAAACUCCUCACUUAAAAAUCUUUCUUUAAAUUCGUCCAUGAUAAUGUUGAGUAUUAAAGAUUUGCCCCCGACGGCGAAUAUAUUUUAAAUUCAUUCGUUAUUCAUUCACAAUAUUUCUCAU